ACGCUCGCUUAUCGGCCCUCUCCCGUACGUGCCCGUCGUUCGCUCCGUUGUUAUGACGACACGGUCGUAAAGUCGCCAUUUUGUGUUGUGUUGAAGCCGCUGUGCGAUCGUUCGUUGCGACAGAGGAGGAGAAGUCCAGGCGGGGAUGAGCUCGGAGCUGGAGCCGGGGGCGGGAGACUCUGUGGCUGUGCCCGGCGGUCUGGUCAUCCCCUGCCUGCCCGUGGUGCCCAUUAUCACCCACUUCAAGGAGGAAGAUGAAGAUGUGCAUAGAUGUGGUCGCUGUCAGGCUGAAUUCACGAGCUUGGAAGAGUUUGUCCAGCACAAGAUACAAAAGGUUUGUCAACAGGACCUCGACCACAACUUGGACUCGUCCUUAUUGACCAUCAGCAACCAAGAGCAGGUGGUGCCAUGUAUAGAAGAAAAUGGGGACAUCUCUCAUGUUGUUGUGGAGACGACCUCCUUACAAGAGGAUAUCAGCACCUCUCCGGAUAUAGCAGUGUCUGAAGAGGUGAAGAUGGUCUCCUGUGAGGACGGUAUGAUGGACGCAGGCCAGGGAAGUGAUGGUCAGGAACUGGAGGUGGAGUGGCAUGAAGUCUCUGAGAUGUCGGCACAGACCGAUGACGGCCACCUGCUGAAGUUAAUAGUGGAUGACCGAGGGCGCUUUGUUUGUCAGACGUGUGAAAAGUCCUUUAAAAGUUGCACCAUUCUGAAGGCUCACAUGCUCACUCAUAGCGCCAAGAAAGACUUUCAGUGCAAGAUGUGUACAGAUUCAUUCAGGACUAAGGGCUCUCUAAUCCGCCAUAUCAGGAGGCACACCGACGAACGCCCGUACAGCUGUUCAAAAUGUGGGAAGAGUUUUCGUGAGUCAGGGGCAUUAUCUAGGCAUAUGAGGUCUCUCACUCCCUGCACAGAAAAGCUCAGCCACGUCCUAGGGAAUAGCAUCGUUCUCAAACGGGACGAAAAUUCAUCAGUUUUGGUAUCUACAGAUGUCACGUCACAUUUAGGGACAGAUGAGAUCGAUGGCAGUCCGGUGAUCCAACUAGUAACCGAUGACAAGGGCAACCUACUGCACGAGAUUCACGUCCAGGUGCGAGCUGUGGCUUUCAAAACAGGGAUAGAUGGUUUAGCAAACAAGGACACAGAAUGUUUCGGAUGUCCUCAGUGUGGGGAAAUUUGCAAGAACAGCAACUCCUUGAAGGUCCAUCUGAAAGGACAUGAAGGCUGCAAGCUAUUUCGCUGUGAUCAGUGUGGUCGUGAAUUUCUGAAGGCUCACAUGCUCAAGAAGCAUCAGGAAUCCCAUGGCAAUGUCCGGAAAUACAAGUGUGGAGAAUGUGGGAAGAUGUACAAAACGGUAGCACACGUCAAGGGCCACAUGAGAGUGCACUCCGAUGACCGGCCCUACCCCUGUACAAAAUGUGGGAAAAGAUACAAAACUAAGAACGCUCUGCAAGUUCACAUACGGACCCACAUGGAAGAGAAGCCUUAUGUAUGUCAGUACUGCCCUCAUAGCUUCAGGGAGAAGGGCUCUUUGGUGCGGCAUAUCAGGCAUCACACGGGCGAGAAACCUUUUAAAUGUCCCAGAUGUGGCCGAGGGUUCGCCGAGCACGGAACAUUAAACCGGCACAUGAAAACCAAAGGUGGCUGUGUGCUUCCUCAGCAUAUUGGAGACCAGACAGCGACUGAAAACAGCAAUAGCUCGGAAGCCAUGAGCAGCCCAACUGCCUCGGAGGAGCCGCACACCAUGCUGGUAGAGUUCUCUUCAGUGGUCGCCGAUACUCAGGAAUAUAUUAUUGAGACUUCUGAAGACAUAGAAACCAGUGAGGCCGCUGAGAUGCUGCAGAGUACAAGAGCCCAGGAGGUUGACGGCCAUAUUCUGAAUGUAGUACAGUAGUUGGUUAGCAGCGCCAGCCCAGGACAGCAGAUCAUUGUACAAAAUAUGACACUGGAUGACACUACUGAGCCCUGUAUAGAGGAAGUCCCCACUACAGACACAAUAACCAUAGCUACCCCAGAAUCUCUGACUGAGCAGGUCGCCCUGACUCUGGCUUCUGCUAUUGGAGAUGGAACAAUAAUUGCCAAUGAAGUUUCUCCUGUGGAGGAAGUAAUAGUACCGGAGGAUGUGGAACAGGUCGGAGAGUUCGUCAUAACGUCACAUGAUGGGGAGGUGGAGGUGCAGACGGUUAUCGUGUAGCCGCUGGUCACCUUCUGUGUGAUGACUUCGGAUUAAAACAGGAAGCCAAAAUUGUACACUGGUCUGCUGUAAUGAACAAGACAACGUCAUACUCCAGCCUCUGCUAGGUGGCGCUGUGUCUCAGGUCUAUUGGCACAAACACAAGUGACUCUGCAGACUGACGGAGGAGCCCAGAGACGACCCAGACUGUAGUAUUAAUACGUCAUGGGUUAGAGGUGCUGGGAAGAGUUCUUGGUGCUUUUCCUCUUAAGCUACUGGUGCAUUAAAGCGACUGUGACCUGUAUAUUUUAUUACACAUAGGUCAGGGUUCUAGUGAUGAAGUGGUAAGCUCGGAGUAAUGCUGGUGCCUUUUGAGCUUUGCACUUGUAUCCUCCAGUCACCACCCCGUAUAGGACGUCGUAUCUGGUCUGUAUUUCUGUGGGUAGCUGCGCCCCAGAUCCUUCUCACAUUGAGAAACCUAUGGAAACUAAAUGGCUAUGCUGUGCAUGGGGUGUUGUAUAUUACUGCUCCUACACCGCAUCCGGCAGAGAAACCUUCCUUAGUCAGCCACUUCACCGCUCCAGCUUUUAGCCUGUUUUAGGUGCUAGGGGAGUACGGUUACUAUCGGGAGCACUCUCGCUUCAUAACUGGCCAUUAGGACCUGCGUGACUAAACAAUAAGCUGCACCCUCCAUUCUCCAGCAUUAAUCCCGUCAGUACAUACGAGUGCAGUUGUUAGUUCUAGUUCAGCGAACGGCCUCUGCAGUGACAUGAGGAGUGUUUUACGUUAUCGAGUUUUAAAGCCGACCUAUUGCCUGUGUAUAAGUCGCGUCUGCUUGGUUGACCAGAGGUUUAUACCACUCUAGUCUAUGGCUCAGAGGUUCUGAGCAGAAGACAUUCCCCCUUUUUUAUACGCUAAGCAUUCCUUGACAGGGCAUUAAAGGAGAUGUUAAGAAACAGACGGCCGCUUGGACAAGGGAUCAGCACUUCACCUGCAGUGAGAAUGUGUCUGCUGUGGUAAGGGCAGCCAAUACGGAAUGGGUUUUCGUUUUAGUAUUGAUGCUAUUUGCUAGAAUUGAGCGAACUUACUGUAAAUCGGCGAG
Hyla sarda is the source of this 3272-nucleotide messenger RNA. RefSeq names its product E4F transcription factor 1 (gene E4F1). The record is from RefSeq and is a predicted model, not a curated record. The transcript has 13 exons. The coding region runs from base 146 to 1891 and encodes 581 amino acids. Gene Ontology annotation, cellular component: nucleus. Gene Ontology annotation, molecular function: RNA polymerase II transcription regulatory region sequence-specific DNA binding; DNA-binding transcription factor activity, RNA polymerase II-specific. Gene Ontology annotation, biological process: regulation of transcription by RNA polymerase II. Lineage: Eukaryota; Metazoa; Chordata; Amphibia; Anura; Hylidae.